Molecule: messenger RNA, 954 nt
Organism: Fusarium vanettenii 77-13-4
Lineage: Eukaryota; Fungi; Ascomycota; Sordariomycetes; Hypocreales; Nectriaceae
Exons: 2
Coding region: 1-954 (317 amino acids)
Molecular function (GO): oxidoreductase activity, acting on the CH-OH group of donors, NAD or NADP as acceptor
Source: RefSeq, a predicted model, not a curated record
AUGAUCGAAGAGCUAGAAUUGAACAAGGACUGGGCCGAUCCCCGUGUGACUGGCUUCGACAACUUCACCAAGACGGUUCACCAUAAGCCUGGGGCCACCCUCCAGUCAUCGCUUAACCUCCCGACUCCAUAUAAUGUAUGCGUCGUUGGUGCCUCCCGCGGCAUCGGCGCUGGCAUUGCACGAUCCUACGCGAAAGCAGGCGCGAGCACCAUCAUUAUCGCAGCGCGCAACACGCAGCAGCUGCAGGAUGUGGCCUCCCAGAUCGCCGGCAUCAACCCGCACUGCGUCGUCUACAGUACCAUGUGUGACAUUGCGUCGCCAAUCUCGGUCCGCGACCUCGCUGCUUUCACUCGCGAGAUGCUGGGACAGCAGCACCAGCAUUUAAACGCUGUCAUCGUCAACUCGGGCUAUGCCAAGAACCGCGAGCUCGACGUAACUGAAGGCGACGCCACGGACGAGUUCUGGGCACAAUCUUUUGCUGUCAACACUCUUGGCACCUACCAUGUAGCGCACUACAUGGUGCCCCUCCUACUGAAGGCGCCGGAGGACGCUGGCAGGGCGUUCCUGGUCGUUGGGACCGUCGCUGCCCUCAUUCGCAGAGGGCCGAUCGCUCCUAGCAAGUACUGCAUCAGCAAGCUGGCGCAGAUGAGAAUAACCGAGCACAUAGCCGAGCAAUUUGGCUCGAGAGGCCUCUUCUCCGCCGUGGUGCAUCCCGGUGCAGUGGCGACGGAGAUGGCGAUUGAUGCGUCGCCGGACGACAACUUCAAAAAAUUCCUGAUUGAUGAUCCAGAGCUUUGCGGAUAUUUCUUUGUGUGGCUCACACGCCAGCCCGGGAGCCUGCAGUGGCUUAACGGAAGAUUCUUGAGCGCGAAGUGGGAUCCUGAUGAGCUAAUUGCCCAGAAGCAGCAGGUUUUGGAGGGGGACUUGUUGAAGCUCGAGUUGAGAGCGGAUUGA